Chroicocephalus ridibundus (black-headed gull) is the source of this 2523-nucleotide messenger RNA. RefSeq names its product meprin A subunit alpha (gene MEP1A). The record is from RefSeq and is a predicted model, not a curated record. Gene Ontology annotation, molecular function: protein binding; zinc ion binding; metalloendopeptidase activity. The transcript is spliced from 14 exons. Gene Ontology annotation, cellular component: membrane. Bases 79 to 2217 code for a protein of 712 amino acids. NCBI's taxonomy places the organism in Eukaryota, Metazoa, Chordata, Aves, Charadriiformes, Laridae. Gene Ontology annotation, biological process: proteolysis.
UGUUCUGUGGAAAGCUCAGCAGCACGCCCUAUAUAUUGCAAGAGAUGAGAGGGACCAGCUUCUUUUUCCAUUGCAAAAAUGCGCUCCAGCGUCUUCCCGCUCUGCCUAGCGCUUCUAUCAUGUUAUGCUCAUGGUAGUCCAGUCUCUGUUGGGCACCUCUCCAGUGAAGCUGCAGCAGAUGCUGAAGCUGGUGAGAUAAUCAAAGACAUUCCAGACAUAAACUUAGCUGCUGGACUCGACCUCUUUCAGGGUGAUAUCUUGCUCCCUCAAAAUCAGCGAAAUGCCCUAAGAAAUGAGACCUACAGAUGGAAGUUCCCCAUUCCCUAUAUUCUGGGUGAUGACCUAGAUCUGAAUGCCAAAGGAGUAAUUCUCCAGGCAUUUGAAAUGUUCCGUCUUAAGUCUUGCAUUGAUUUCAAGCCAUAUGAAGGAGAGAGAACCUACAUAUUCUUUAGAAAAGAAAGCGGGUGUUGGUCCAUGGUGGGGGACCUGCAGACUGGGCAGAACCUCUCCAUUGGGGCAGGGUGUGACUACAGAGCAAUCGUGGAACAUGAGAUCCUGCACGCGUUAGGAUUUUACCAUGAGCAGUCGAGGAUGGACCGGGAUGACUACGUGACAAUCUGGUGGGAUGAAAUUAUUACAGACAAAGAGCACAAUUUUCUGAAGUAUGAUGACAGCUUCAUCACUGAUCUGAAUACCCCCUAUGACUAUGAAUCACUGAUGCACUAUGAACCAUUCUCAUUUAACAAAAAUGAAAGUAUCCCCACAAUCACAACGAAGAUACCAGCAUUUAAUAACAUAAUUGGCCAACGUCUAGACUUCAGCGCCAUUGACCUGGAAAGACUGAAUCGCAUGUACAACUGCACUUCAACUCACACUUUUUUGGACCAGUGUUCUUUUGAGUUUGAAAAUAUCUGCGGCAUGAUUCAGGGUACCAGAGAUGAUCUAGACUGGGUCCAUCAACUGAGCAGCGCUACAGGGCAGGAAGACCACACACUUUCUGGGCGCUGUAGAGGUGCUGGCUAUGUCAUGUACUUCAGCACCAGCUCCGGCAAGGCAGACGAGGUGGCAAUCCUAGAGUCUCGAAUCCUUUAUCCAAAGAGAACUCAGCAGUGCCUCCAGUUCUUCUAUAAGAUCACAGGAAGCCUUUCUGACAAGCUGAUCAUCUGGCUUAAAGAGGAUGAUGGCACUGGAAAUGUUCGCAAGAUGAGGAAAAUUCAAACCUUCCAAGCGGAUAAUGACUAUAACUGGAAAAUUGCCCACGUAACCCUCAACGCUCAGAAGAAGUUCCGUUACAUCUUCCAAGGACUAAAGGGCAACCCCAGCUCUUCGUCUGGUGGGAUUGUGAUCGAUGACAUCACACUGACCGAGACCCCCUGUCCCACAGGCGUGUGGGUCAUUCGGAAUUUCAGCCAAAUCCUCGAAAAUAAGUCAAACGAUGUUAUUCAAAGCCCCCGGUUUUAUAGCCCUGAGGGUUAUGGUUUCGGCGUAAGUUUGUAUCCCAACUCCAGAAUCAGUGGCUACACUCGCAUUAGCUUUCACUUGUGCAGUGGAGAGAACGAUGGUGUUCUGGAGUGGCCAGCUCUGAACCGCCAAGCUAUACUCACGGUGCUGGACCAGGACCCUGACAUCUUGAAAAGGAUGUCCGCAAGCAGAAGCUUCACCACAAGCAAAGACCACAUUAGCUCAGGUGCUAAUGGAACCUUAAUAUGGGAGAAACCAUCAGUUGCUGGGAAAUUUGAUGCUUCAUGCAAUUGCUAUAGAACUGUAGACUGGGGGUGGACUAACUUUAUAUCCCACAGCCAGUUGAGACGGAGAAGCUUCCUGAAAAAUGAUGACCUGAUUAUUUUUGCAGAAUUUCAUGAUAUAAGUUACCUCAAUAAAACUGAAGUCCCUGUUGAACCUGAACCAUUGGCCUUCAUGGAAGGCCUCAUUCUUGAAAGGCAGAAGAGGGCAGCCCAGGAUAGGGAGCCCGUGCAAGACCGGAUGCCUUAUCUGCAAGACCCGUGUGACCCAAACCCUUGCCAGAAUGAUGGAGUCUGUGUGAAUGUGAAAGGGAGAGCAAGCUGCAGGUGCCCAUCAGGACGUGCCUUCUUCUUUACGGGUGAGAGAUGUCAGUCAAGGCAGGUCCAUGGGAACAUCCUGGGAAUGGCAGUUGGUGUAAUUGCUGGAACCAUGGUCUUAACCAUCGUCCUCAUUUCCAUGAUGUCUAGAAGAUAAAGAGCUGCAGGGGAAUAAAUCUCAGCCUUGUAUUUUUCCAUAGUUCAUAAGAUAUCAGUUUUCAGUGAAAAAUGAUAAAUACAACUUGUAGAAGACCAGUCAGCAUAUGGAUGAAAUGCUUUAUCAACAUCUUGGCGGCAAUCUGGUUACUCUGUAGGACUUGGCAAUUAAAGAACAUCACGUAGAACUGCUGUCUAAUGUAAGUUCAUAUCCUGCCUCUCUUGUGUAUUCUUUGAAUGUAAUUUCUUCAUCCAAUAGCAAGUGCUGGUGCUGGAAGUCUGUGCAUUUAAUCUUAACAAUAGAACA